This is a messenger RNA of Mytilinidion resinicola, 456 nucleotides long. RefSeq lists its product as uncharacterized. Bases 1 to 456 code for a protein of 151 amino acids. The transcript has 3 exons. The record is from RefSeq and is a predicted model, not a curated record. Lineage: Eukaryota; Fungi; Ascomycota; Dothideomycetes; Mytilinidiales; Mytilinidiaceae.
AUGGACCCCGACGCGCCCCAUCCCGAGCCUCAACCAUCAAUCAUCCGCUGGGUUCUCGGGUUCCUCCUCGUUGGCGCUGCAUGGGGUCUCACGACGCCCUUCAUGCGACGGGCCGCCAUAAACUACACGCCUCCUACGCGUCCCUCAGUCACAGAUCCACGAAACAGCUGGUUAAAGCGGAAAAUACUGGGUGUAUUCUGGGCGGUGGUAGACUUGCUGCGGCGGCCCGCGUAUGCGAUUCCGCUACUGUGCAACGUUACGGGAAGUAUAUGGUUCUUCUUAUUGAUCGGCAAGGCGGAGCUGAGCCUCACGGUACCGAUUACGAAUUCAUUGGCAUUUCUGUUUACAGUCCUGGGGGAGUGGUGGGCAGAGGGAAAGGUUAUAAACAAAGACACUUGGAUAGGCAUGGCCCUCGUGCUUGGGGGCAUCGCGCUUUGCGUGCAAAGUAAGAGCUAG